This is a messenger RNA of Lymnaea stagnalis (great pond snail), 4055 nucleotides long. Lineage: Eukaryota; Metazoa; Mollusca; Gastropoda; Lymnaeidae. The record is from the annotation of a GenBank genome assembly.
GGUCUGAAUAGUGGCAGCCUUAAAAUUAAGUUCUUGCCCCUAGUGAAUUCAACAAUUACAAAAGUGUAUGUUCGUAAUGAUUAAAUUAAUAAUGUCCUUAAUAAUUAAUAAGAUUAUUAUAACAUAACGACUGAAAAAUUAUAAGAUAAAUAGGAGUGAGAUACUCACUGGACUGCAGUUUUUGUCACACUCGGCACAGACUGCAGUGCAGUGGGGAAAAAAAAAAUGUACACCCAAGAAAUAGUCGUAAUCAACAGUUAUCUGUAAGCCUAAUUAUUAUGCUGGCUACUUACUUAAAGGCCCCACCAAUAUAUGUGGCCCUUAAAUUGCUAGUAAAAAAACAACUAAUGAUAGUAGCUAUUAAUACUAAUUACUAUAAACACUUUAUGUAAUCAGCAUCACCAUGUUACUGAACCUGGGCUUUCUCUUUAUUCUGAUUGUUCAUUGGUCGAAAGUUAUCAUCAGAGUCAGCGUUUCUCAAUCUCUGAUUUUCGAGUUGUAGGAAUAUAAUUAUCUUUUUUUAAACGAUUUAAAUUUUAGAAUAUAUCAACUAAAUUUAUAAUAAAUAAAAUUAUUUUAAGUGAAAACUCUUUAGAGGGAAUGACAGUGAAUAUAUUAAAUUAUAAUUAGUUAUUUUUUACGUAAUUAAUUGAGAAUGGCUUGUUUUAAAUAUAACUAUAUAUUUUAUUUUUAGAAACAGAAGAGUUCUUCGGAAUCUAAAAUUACAUUUGUACCCUUGCCUACCAAGAGCUAAGAUGGCGAAGGUCGUAACUUAUUUUACAAGUAAAGGGAACGGUAAGUUAUUAUAUUAUUAAGACAUGCAAUUUGAGUAUUUUAAAGAAUUAGUUUGCUGAAUUGGGUCCUUUGUAUAUCAAGAACAAAGCACAGGUGGCUUACAGUCACAGUUUGCUCUGUUAACACAAUAUGUUCAGGUCACAACCAAUUAUCGAUAUGCUGUCUAAAAGUAGGCUAUACUACUUAAAUCACAUACUCAUAUACAUUAUUAUGCUUCUGUUGCGUCCUGUUGCCUCUUCAAAACUGGUCCACUCCCCCAUCCAUCAAUUGAAGGUUUACAGAAUCCAGUUUUAAAUUGUUAUUGGCUAUUAAGAUUUCUUCCAACCUGUUACUAUUACACACUCACACUGCAAGGUCAGGUUGGUUGACAUUUAUCAUUUAUGAAAUUUAAAUUAAUUUAUAAUUGGAAAGUGUGAAAGUGUCUGUUGAAUGUUUUGAUAUUUUACAAGAGCGUAACUGGCAGUGGACAUUUUUUAUAUUUAACAAGAUCAUUGCUGCCUGUUGAAAAAGUGUCUGUUUGUAAAAACUGACUAAGCAACUGCUCUAUUGAAUUAGUAUACCACAGUUUAGUAAUACAAGUAGAAGUCAGCAGAAAGGGGUAAAUGUUUGGUGAGGUGUCAACUACUCGCUGGCAAAUUAUUUUACUAGAACUUUCAGUUUACCAUGCUCGUGACUGGGUAUUUGAAUCGCACUGAAUAAAGUAAUUAUUUCUAUGCUUUACUGUUAAUGUUUGAAUUUACCACCUUUAUGUAUAAAUAACAAAUAAUUUAUUGUAUAAAAACUUAUAACAAAAGGGUGCUAGACUUAUUGUAAACUUAAUUAAGGACGCCAUAAAUAUUUGCAUGAAAUCUAUACCAAAUCUGUAUCAAUAGUCUUAACCAGAUACAUUUCUUUUUUUUUAGCCAUUCUUACUGCAGCCAAACCCAGGUUAAACACAGUAUGGAAAUAUGCAAAAGUUGAGCUUCGCCCACCUACAGUAAAAGAAUUGCCAGAAGUUCAAGUUGGGAUCCAAAAAUUGAUUGUGUCCGGAACAACUGGUAAAUGGAGGCAUCUCACAGUCAAGGUAAGUCAGUCGUCACCUGCUGCAUUAAAAUGAGCUUCUUCACUUAAGCUAUCACGCAGUUGACAAAGGGGGUGGAUGAGUUUGACAUUAGUUCUAAUUUUUCUAGUGUGUUCCCUACAUCACCACUUUCAUUUACCUAUGUAUAAUUUAUUUAAAUCUAUAGUAUGCCAUUAAGUGGGUUCUAAAUGCUAGGUGGAUGGCUCUUGCUUUAAAGUGAUGCUGCUUUUAAAUUUAUAAAGGUGCUUAACAUAUAAAAAAUUGCCUCACACUGGGUAUAAGACUUCAAAAUUGUCUUUCUUUAUUGUGUUGUUUAAUAAAUUAAAUGUUAAGAAACUUAAAGGUUUGCCUCUUGUUUGCUUUAUCAAUAAACGAUCUUCUACACUUUUCAGGAAGCAUGGUUGAAUACAUUGGUCGGGGCUGAGAUACUUUUUUGGUUCUUUGCUGGAGAGUGCAUUGGCAAGGGAAGCAUCAUUGGAUACAACAUACCCGGCGCCACAAACUGGGACAUACAUUUUUAACAUGCCUAGAUUUUCCAAUUCUUGUGUUUGUAUGAGUGAUGGACAUUUCAGAUCUACGACAAAUAGGUUGUUAUGUAGUAGUCAUUUGUCAAAGAAGUAUGAGCUUAUUUUGUUAACUGGUUUUGGAAGAGAAAAAACUUUAAUUCUUCAACACAAAUGGACAGAGUUGAAGCAUAUUAAAAGUGCAUAAAUUUUAUUUGAGAAUUGUUGAAUUGGUUUUUUUUUCUUUUUAAAUGGACAUAGUUUUGUCUUGUACUUGUAUCUAAAUUUGUACUUAAAAUUAAUUUUGACUUUUUAAAAAUCUUGAUAAAAGUCAGAGGGAGAUGAAAUAGCCUCAUUCAGAUACAAAUAUAGACUCGGAUUCAGAUACAAACGUAAUUUUGAUGUUAAAUAAUGCUGUGAUUAACAUAACCCAAUUAAAGAUCAGUCCUGCUACUUUUUAAUACCACCUCACCCUGGUCACUGCACCCACAAGAAACACUAAUAUUGUAGGGCAUUUCAAUUCAAUAUUUCACAAUUAUUACUUUUCUCCCUUAUUAGUGUAAGAGGUUCCAAAAAUAUCUAAAUUGUGCUUGAUCGUCUAAGAAAAGUAGGCUUUACGAUGAUUUGAUUUUUUAAAGAAAUAGCACAUUAGAUUAUAUUAUAUACUGUUUAAAAAAUAUUUUUUGGGGAUUAUAUUUUAAACUAAAUUAUUUAGUUUUGAAAAAAAAUAUUUCAAAUUGUCAACCUCGUGACUGAAAAUUAUAUAGUCAACACUUGGUUCCUCUAAAACUUGGGCCAACCUCUCUAUAUGAAUAGAGCAUUAAUAAAAGCAAUGAUGGACAAGAUCUGCUAUCCAUGGAUUUGGAGUAGGCUUGUCUGCUCCGGACAAAUUUUACUUUGCUCCAGAAAAAUUGAAAAACUAAUUUUAUAUCAAAUAUUACGUUUGCACAGAUUGAUCUGCAGAUGAUCGGUGUUAAGUCUAACCUGCCCUUUUGUCAAUUUAUGUCCAAGUUAGUCACAUAGUGUCCUUAAUGACCAAGUUAGUCACUGUUCUUUUUAUUAUUUUUUUGUACCACAUGCUUAAUUGAUAACAACAUAUUAAUUUGCCGUUAAAUAGCUGGAACGCAAUUAUUUAAAAUACAAUCCAUUCCAAAGGAUCACGAUAAUUUUUUUAUCAGGGAAAGGUGGUUCAGGGGAUGUUUUUAAUGGAAUAUGUUCAGUAGUGUCACUUACAGUACGGUACCCAUCUUAUUAGAAAAAUGCAUGAACCAGCAAAAUAUCUAAAUAUCUGGCAGAAGAGUGGGGCAACGCACCUGAUGGAAAGGGUGGGGCAUCAAUUUUUUAAAAAUUAAUUUUUUUAAAAUUGAGACUCACCCCGAGUCCCACUUUUCUGCUAUCUUUAAAUUUAAAAUCCAUAAAUAAAGUAAAAUACCUUUGACACUACACUGUAAUUACUGUACCGUAAUAAAAGGGAGAAUACCCUUCGGGGCAAACAAAUCUGUAAAUACAUAGUAAUAGUAUACCGGUACUCUCCUUGAUUUAAAAAACAGUUGCACAAUUAUAAUGAACAAAACGUUUUAAUAUUUCUCGAUUUCCUGAUCAAACCAAUGUAUUAGUAUGUAUGGAACAAGUUUUUAUAAAGACAUGAAAACACAACAACAACAAAAAAUUCAAGUCAGGAUCAAUAAUGCUGCGUA